UCCAAUUAUUUCUUCAAAUUGCAAAAGCAUACAUUUCCACAAAGUUGACAUGAUUUCUUGGAUGAAGAUCAUCAAAGUCUCAUACACUGGGUAAUGUUCAUGGAGUGAGUCAGCCACAAGCUUUGUUGCUCUUUUUUUGCAGGGAUACAAAAAGUAAAUGCAAGCCAUGGAUGAAAUUUAUAAGAUCGCUUCCACAGAGAGGAUCCAGAUGUUGGAGAAAGAACUGGCUAUGCAAUUGACUGAACUAAAGUCUGAGAUCGAAGAACAGGGGACUCUUCUGGGAACAGCUCAGCGAGCUUACAGCUCUAUUAGAAUACCAAAGGAUAUUUCUUACUAUAGAAGAGAAAGAGAACUGGCUCUGAAGAGAACUUUACAGGUGGCUGAGUCAAAGCCCCUUGUUAUUCAAGCAGAUGUCAUGCAGAGGGAGCUAGAGAGCUGCCUAAGAAGAGAGUACACUCCUGAAAAUUUACCUUUGCUUCUGCUACAGUAUUACACAGAGAGAAUUACCCAGCUGGCCCUGAGUAAAUAUUUGCACAUGCUUAGGUGGAAGAGGUUUUGCCAGCACAGUAAGAUCAUGGAGCAACUUUAUCCUCUUUACAAGAAACAAGUCGCCUACAUUAUGCAGGAGUACAGUAACGCUCUUCAGAGAGCAGAAAGGUUGUCUGUUGCUCGAGAAAACUUCCUGAUGGGAAAAAACAAUCCUCCUAACUUAGUGACACAGGAAGACCUUACUAUUUACACAAAGUGGUUAGUGUGUCACCUACACUCAUUCAAGACUAUUCACCGCUUCCUGCAGGCCCUCCAGUAUUUGCCCAUCUCCAACGUGCUGAGUGUAGCAGUCGACGAAGUCCCCGAGAUUGGUCAGGAAAGUGAACAGGUCCAUGUCAGUGACAUCAAUCCUGACCUGCAGGGUUCUGCAUCUCCAGGCACUGCGAAUACCAGUAUUUCAGGGAUGACAAGAACAAAAGCUGCCUUCAUCCUGCCCCAACACACAACAGAAACAGAAGAACUGAAACCUCAGCUGAGGCUCCUGCUUUCCCAUUACAAUAUCCAAUAUGACGUGGAGGAGCUAAGGGAUGCGGCCAAGGAAAUAGAACUUUUUUCCCUGGUUUCCCAAAAAUUCCAAAGCAUCUUCAUGGAGCAACAGAGAAUGCAAACAUUUCCAGACUAUGAUACUGGGAAAGCUAAAGUAGAGAAUUUUGGCUUGGCAGGACCUGGUGUGGCCUUGAAAAAGAGAGCCAACUGGAUUCCCUUUAUAAAGAUUAAGCCAAAAUGUGAUCCUUGGCAAAAGAAGCUUUUGACUAAACUAAAAGAACGAAGAAGAAUAGAUGUAUUAAUGCAACUCCAAGCAAAGUUUCUGAAGAUUUGCAACCCUGAGCGAGUAAUGCAAGUGCUCCAAGACCAUGCUGCAAAGACAGUCACGCCGGCUCCAUCUCAUGCAACUUUCGUGGCUUCCCAGAGUUUGCAUCAGUGCAACUAUGUCCAAAUCUGGGAAAAUAUUUAUAGCAACAUCAACCUCUACCAGAAUGAAAAUAUGAAGGAUGAUGACCUUUCCAUGGAACAAAGUGAAAGUGACCUAGCACAAAUAAGUCUCAGCCAACGUGCCGAGGAGCCCAUCAAGCAGAAAAAAGAGACAGGGUACAGCUAUGCAAUGGCCCUACAGCUGCUGGGUUUGAAUGAUGGCACUGGGCCCAGUGACAGGGAUCCUGUCCUUAUAAGAGGGACCUACUUGUCCUUUCUGUAUCUGCGCCACCUGCGAAUCAGGGAGUUGCAGCGCAUCUGCUUAGGAAUUCUGAACUACUUUAGAUCCAUUGAACGAACGCUGACGAUCAACACUUCAGGGCUUACCUCAGUUGCAGGGAGCCUGGUCCCUACCAUAGAAGAUAGUUCUGGGGUAAAUAUAGCAAAAGGAGGCUUGGGCACCUUGCAAGGCGUAGGAGCUCACCACUACAUCCAUGGGACACCUGCUGAGCACAAGGUCCACAGCAUCCAAUUCAUGGAGUUCUCGGAAGUAGAGAACCAGGAUGACUACUACAGCACAGGAGCUGGCUACAUCUACACCCAGGACCAACAAGGGGUGCAUGUCAUGUAUGACAAAGCCUUGAGUGAUCUGAAGGAGCUAGAGACAGAACUUCUGCUUGUGGCCAGCCAUUACAUUGAGAAAGAAAAAGGUCACAAAGAGAACAAUGAGUCAAAUGCUGGCCAUGAAUGGGGAUGGGCUCAUGCAGGAGUGGACAGAUUUGCUGUGCUGUAUGAUGUGUGGACUUGGGAAGCAGUUCUCCUAGAAAACAAGCGCCAGCUUCUUGACAGUUACUUUGAAGCCUACCAGCAUGUGUUGGACCCUGAGGAGAGGUUUGCUUUAGCACAAGUGAUCACUGACAUCAUGCACAGGUGCCCAAGGUUUGAUCUCAGCCACCCUUAUUUCAUUAAAGCCUACCAAGAUGAAUGCGCCUGCCUGAGGCUUCACCUGCAGCUAGUGAGGGGCAUCCUCAACCAGCACAUAGAGUGUCAGCGGGAGUACGUCCAGAGGCUUUGGCGAGAAGGCCAUCCAGAUGGUAGCAAUAACUUUGGACUUCCCUUUAACAUAAUUUGCAAACAACUUAUUUCCAUCAACAAUAGCUGCCCAGCUUUGAAAAACAUUUAUCUACUGGAGUUCCACCCUUCCCUGGGCCUGGCAUCGCUCAUCCCCAGAGCUCUCGAGCAUCUUCUCCAGGAGGCCCGCCACAACUGCAGGCCCACAUCAGCCAGUGGCCUUGCCUUGCUGGAAAGACGUGUGCUGUGUCUGGCCCUGGAUGUGUGGCUCACCCCAACCAGGCCCGAGUCCUGGUACAGCGCACAGCUCCAGAAAGAUCUUUUUUCAGCUAAAGUAAUGGGAGAUCCCUUUCUCGUGGAGGAGAUAGGCCUUCUUGCAUUCAAGUCUGCAGCAGCUGAAAAACAGAACCAAGGCCAAGAUUCUCACAUGCUGCUCCUGGAUACGUUUGCCAAACUACUAGAACUUGUGACCCUCCGCCACCGGCUGAUAGAAAUGAGUCUGGAGAGUGUACACUUAGCUCGUCUCUAUAAGGAAAUGGCCCAGGAGAUGGGUUUUGAAGAGUUCCAUUUGUAUCUGAGGCCUGUUCAGUUUGAAUUUGCAUCACACAAAGACAAGGUGGACCAUCUACCUCCUAUCUUUAUCACCUCUUUGCUGGAAGACAGUGAUUGCAUAGACAGAUAUUCUCCUACUACUCUUGUCUUAGCCAUCUCUGAGGUGGAUGAUAACCAAGUUGGCAAAUUUAGUUUUUACACGAAGGAAGCCAUCCUUAAGCUCUUGUUCCAUUCAGGAGUGGAAAAUAUGCAAGUGACCCUUGCAUGUCAAGCUGCUCAGAAAAACGCUUUGAUGGUGGCUGUCCAGCAGGCGUCUUUCUAUCACACUCCCCGAGGGGGCUGUCCUGCUGAUGUCAAGGAAAUAUGUUCAGAUCUGAGAAAUCUCGGUGGAAUGGGUCCAACCAGAAGAAGAAAUUCCAGAAUUGUGAAUGGCAUAGAAAGCUUGCUGUUAGCCCCGACUCCAAAAGUCUCUGACACUCUUACUCAUCAUUCAGAAAGAUUCCAGGCUCACAAAAGGGCUCCGGAGGCUUUUGUGUCUAUUCAGCUAGAAAAGGUAGGACUGCGGGACAUGAUGCUGAAUGCCUUCCUCUUCAGGAAACAGACCAUGGCUGACAGAAUGAAGAGCCUUGACGAAAUUGAGAAAGUCAAGAGAGAUGUUAUAGUUGAAUAUUGUCAGAAGUAAGUAUAGUAUAUGUGAACUACACAUGCUGAUUUCUCUGACUCUGAGUUCAAUAAACAGCAGUAUUAUGUAGAAAUCCA
Molecule: messenger RNA, 3843 nt
Organism: Pteropus alecto (black flying fox)
Lineage: Eukaryota; Metazoa; Chordata; Mammalia; Chiroptera; Pteropodidae
Exons: 25
Coding region: 158-3766 (1202 amino acids)
Source: RefSeq, a predicted model, not a curated record